Molecule: messenger RNA, 2344 nt
Organism: Exophiala oligosperma
Lineage: Eukaryota; Fungi; Ascomycota; Eurotiomycetes; Chaetothyriales; Herpotrichiellaceae
Exons: 1
Coding region: 80-2257 (725 amino acids)
Source: RefSeq, a predicted model, not a curated record
ACUCACUCUGGCUGCUGGACAGUUCAGAAUUGAUUACUUCUGUCUCAUUUAUCACCAACUAGGCGGUGGUCAACCGGCAAUGUCCCUUAGGAAAUCUGCCCGGCUGUCCGCAACUCCUUCGUUGAUUGUCACUACCACCAACGAACUGCCAUCAAAUGCAUCUGGACCGUCAUUCCGCCCAUCGACAAGUUCCAGCCCUGCUGCCUCAACCAUUGGUAGUCAGAGCGUCAACGAUCCGUCUACCUCCAUCAGUGACCCAGACGACUACGGUGAGCCCGUCCGGAAAGCUCCACCCACAAUGUCAUCAACCAAAACCACAACAAAACCGUCGGCACGCUUCGAUGAUCCAAACUCGCCGCACAACAAUCGCCGCGCUUCAGGUCGUGUUCGAAAACCGACUGAAAAAGCUCAGGCAAUGAGUGAUGUGAAGCCUCUCUUGUCGCCACCUUCCGACACCAUCGUCGUCAGCAAUCCUCGGGUAGUCGAUGAGCAUCCUCCGCCUAAGAAGCAUCCAACAGCUCCUCAGCCAACGAAAGAGGCGGCACUUGGAAUUCCGCAACCUCCAGAAAUUCCGGAAACCCCCGCGGUCACCAAAGCGCUUGCUACAAUUCCGCCUUCAUGCAGUCCAGAAGAAACUCCGGACGCUGAUGCCGCCAACAUUGAAUCACCUUCACGGAGGGUGUCACAACGCGAACGUAAGCCGACGGCAAAAAUUCUGGAAACCACUUCGACUCCAGCAGCACCUUCGACAACGACGACAACAGCAACCACGGCCACCACCACGACAGGACAAAAACGUCCUGCAACUGAGAUCGUGGAUUCCCGUCCGCGAAAGUCUGCUAGGGUCUCACAUUCGGGCGCCAGAAUACCCUCAAAACUACGCUACUCUCUAUCUUCCAGCGCUGAAGAAGAAUCGGCCGUGGUUGAUGAUCAAGCAGAAAUACCCGAGACUCCGAUCAAAUCGAAGAUUAUUACUUUGAAGUUUAAGCGACCCGCCCUACCCAGCGAACCUGCUCCAAGAAGAGCCGCAAAAAAGGCCGCUCUUCCACCAUCCAAGAGAUUGAAACGCAAUGUUGAGAGCGAUCAAUCGAGCAUCGAAGUUGCAAGGACAUCUUUAUCGGUUGCGCCGCGCCAACCUACGUGCGACUUGUUUUGUCUGUCACCUUCUGCUCGUAUUAUCGCAUUUGCAAAAAUCGCCUUACAGAUGCCUGAUACAGAUGACGACAACGGGGACGAUGUCGUGCCGGGCAGUGCACAAGACUGGCACGUAUACACGAAAUAUUGGUGUCAAUGCCCGAAGCCACCACCUUUGAAGCCGACACGCACUAGUUCGGAAGAGCUUGCACGCGCGCUGAUGCCUAACACGGUCUCAGAUGGCACCAAGCAAAAUCCUGUCGAUUUGACACGACCAGCGGCCUCGCCAGAAGUCGAACUGCUAUCGGCACCCGUCAACACUAUUCUUCGUGCUACUGAUGCAGAACGAUUGUCGAAACUAUUUGGUUAUCCUGCUGCGGAAACUCCAACCAGGAAUGGUGAUAUGACGCCCAACUUGUCGACGGAAGCCAGCCUUUCGACAUCACAAGUCAAAUACUCUGGCACCGGACGGUCCGUAUUGCGAGACAGCAUGAGUAGCUAUUCUUCUCCAGCACUACCAGCAAUGACGGUGAAGAAAAGCUACGAAGACCGAAUUAGAGAAGACUACGAAGCUCUGACGAAGGUCAGGAAGAUGGCCCAAGCAUUAGGAGUAUCGUGGGAUUUCAACAUGACUUUCGACGACAUCAACAAUUCACUUAUGCGUUUCGAGGGUUAUGCGGCCACGAAGUCAUUUGUUCAUGGUCCACCUGAGGGGGUGUAUGAAAGUCGAGAUAUGUAUGGACCAAAUGCUGGGUUUGGUGUGCUUUACCCACCACAGCCACCGCGCUCAAACGGAUUGGCCUCGGCAAAUGGAGUCCGUGGAAACAGUCGGGAUAGCAACAAGGAAUAUAGUCCGGUUGCCAACCCAGAAGGUCAAGUCGAGGCAGGACAUGGAAGCACUCUUAUCGGAUGUACUUCUGAAGAUUGGGGUGCUUCGAGCUCCAAAGGCCGACGGCAAUCUUCGCCUCCCCGGCCAAAGAGUUCGAGAUUCCGAGUUGACCCUAGAGGUUUGAGAGGAGAAUCACCAGGACCAGGAACAAUUAUCAACAUUGACGAAAACAAGCAAGGAUUGAGGAAACGAACUAGAAGGUCACGAGCAGCAGGGUCAGAAGUACCUACUUGAGAUUGAUUGAAAGGGAACCUUCCAAGACGAAGGCAGUGCAGGCAUGAUGCAAGGGGGUGUGUGAAUUUGGGCGGUGUGCAGGACGAG